Molecule: messenger RNA, 2699 nt
Organism: Hermetia illucens (black soldier fly)
Lineage: Eukaryota; Metazoa; Arthropoda; Insecta; Diptera; Stratiomyidae
Exons: 8
Coding region: 289-2568 (759 amino acids)
Source: RefSeq, a predicted model, not a curated record
UUGACCGGAAUUUUUAUCGUUGCGAGUCUACGAAUCUAUCAGAUCUAAAGAGAUUUUGUACAAAUUCUUCGGGAGUUUUUUAUUCGAUGAAAUAUUAACGGUCGACGUCGUUAAUUUUUAUCGAAUACUAAAUUAAUUUGUGAUUUAAUUAUGUUCUCAGCAGAAGAUUAGUGUAGUGAAAAGAAAACAAAUAUUUGUGAAAAAUUUAAAUUAAAGUGAAGAGAUUUCUCGUUUCUUCGAUUCAACGGUUCAAGGAAAAGAAACUAGGAAGAAAGGAUAAACCGUAAAAUGUCGUCAGCAGAAUCACAAUCCAUGGGCAACAUCGAUAUUCCUAUGAAUAGCUUUUUAGAUUUUUUGAAGAUUACUUGUCAGGUGAAUGAUUCAAUUCUAAAUAAAGAUGGAAAGUCAUGCCCCGAGAUUGACUACAAUAAGUUGGCUAAUAAUGAGAUUAUAAACAGCCUAUUGCUUUCGAAAAUGAGCAACGAUAUGAAGGCAAGUAGUCAUGAUUCAACAGAAGAUCAAUGUAAGCCCUUAGAAUCGAAGCCAGUUGACAAAUCCCGAGGAAAAUCCAAUGCCCGGUUCAACUCUACUUUCCGAAAAUCCCAAGGUGAUACCUCAGCAAACGGUGUGCCAUAUAUACAUCCGGCAUUGAGCAGUAAACUGGAAGAUGUUAUAAACGAGGGGAUACUUGAUUCAGUGCUUCCGUUUAUAUGCCCACCGAGCUCUUCUUUCAUAUCAAAUCAUCCAAACAAUAAGAGCAACAAGGCAGGGAGUAAACUGCAGGAACAAUCAUCCAGUGUAUUUCCAAAGGUUGUAACGUAUGAAGCCCAAGAAAAAAAGGAGGAUACGUUACCGAAGGAGAGUGUACCACCAGGGUCUCGGAGUCCUCGAUUAGCUUCUGGUGGGGGUGGAAAGGUAAAGGAAACAAGAGUACUAUCAUCGAAAAGGAAGUCAGCUUGCCAUCCGCGUUCUGCUGUUGAUGACACCAGAGGCGAUGUUGAAGUUAUUAUCCACGUUUGCGACGAGGUGAAAAAUACUUCUAAGGAUUUCUCCUGCCCACAAAAUCUCCUGGUUAGUAAAAUGGGUUACUUUGCGGACGUUACAGCUGGUCAAAAGCUAGAAGAUAUGGAUAUAUCUGUUCACUGUGAUAUUCAAAUAUUUGAUUGGCUGAUGAAGUGGGUGAAAAAGGAUCAAGGUACAUCAGAUCCCUUGCCGCAGUUGGACGCAGCGAACGUAGUCCCGAUAUUAGUUUCAGCAAGCUUUUUACAGAUGGAACCACUACUCCUAGAUUGCCUUUCCUUCUGCCACGCGAGAUUAAAUGAAGUUGUUCGGGCAUCAACUAACCUUUCUUGCUUGAAUGAUUCCAUUAUAACUCGCUUGGCAGCCAUGUUCACGAAUUUGGAGUUGGAAAUGGUGAAGGAUAAAAAGGAAAGGGUAACUCCUCGACUAUGGACUAAGAUGAUUCAAAGUUUGUUUGAACCAGAACCACAAGCGCUACGAGGUCACUAUUUCAGCUUAACUGGCUUAUUUCGAUGCAGCCGGUGCGGGAAAUAUAUUACUCAAUCUGUUAGCUCUUAUGUAACUUGCAUUCCUUCGAACACUCGUUUAAACCGCUGGGGACAACUUAUUAGUCAGCACACUAGGGACGGUUCUUGGCAAGUCACUACUUACGUGGCCACUUUAUUUAAAGAGCUGAAGUCAUGGCGUAAAGUUUAUUGGAAACUGUGGGGUCAUUGUCACUACUUGUACUGCUGUAUUUGUGAAUCACACUUCCCCGCAUAUCAGAUGAUGUGGUGUCCUUAUCACUCAGAACAACCGCAAUUCCUAGGGCCAGUCACAGAAGGCCGAAUCGCAGGACCAGCCGGCAGAUAUCCUUGUUGCGGACAGCAGGCCUUCCGAUAUGAAACCUUGCCUGGACCAAACGGAUGUCAAUUCAGAGAACAUAGUGUAGUGAUAGAAUCCGAUAGAGAUCGCGCAAUUCUAACCUUAGCACAAAUUGCUGCAGACGGAAAUUGCCUGUAUGAAGCCCCUCCAAUAAAAACUCAGAAUCAUGGGUACUCAGAGCCUCGUUGGAUUGGAAUAUCACUGAUGCCUACAAAAUGCAGGCACGGUCUUCUUCCAUUGCUCCAUUCUGAAGAAUUCCACGGGAAACUACCGCGACGACUCCGCCAAACAUCAGGAGCGGCCGAUUCUAGUAGCGAAACGGAGUCAAGCGACAGUAAUGAGAAACGAUGUCUUCGCAAGCAACUUUCAAUAAGUAGCGAUGGAUGCGAAUCCGAAGCUAGCAGUCCCCGACAAUAUACUACGAAAUCCCGGAGAAGGCAUGCAAAAACUACAACUGGUAGAUAUUGGUCCGGCGAAAUGUCCGCCCGUAGCAAUCAAGAUAACCAACGCGAAUUCGAGGAAAAAAUCAUGAAGCAAAUUGUUGCAAUGGUCAGUAAAAAGACGGGAAGCGAAACGAAUAUUCAUUACAACACCUACCAAAGUGGCGGAGUUUACGUUAAACUGGAAGCUGAGUGGCGUGAACAGGUUCGGCAAAGGAAUUUCAAUAAAGUGAAACUUAAAUGAAAUGAGAAUGACUUUCGUUAGAAAUUUGUGCAGACAGAAUUGGUUAAUAUCAAAACUAUAAAAAAAAAACUUAGUAACAUAUGCGGCGAAAAAUCGAAAACUUUGGAAAAAUAAAAUUGGUUUUCAUUAAU